This is a messenger RNA of Nezara viridula (southern green stink bug), 1907 nucleotides long. The record is from the annotation of a GenBank genome assembly. Lineage: Eukaryota; Metazoa; Arthropoda; Insecta; Hemiptera; Pentatomidae.
UACAGUUCAAUAUGUUUUAUAUUUUACUUCAAUAAAUGAAAAAAAAAGUAUUUUAUUUUAAAUAAAAUAUUUGAAAUACUACCCAGGCCUAGUUUCUAAGCAACAAUAUCUUCUUUUUAUCUAUGAUUGUUCUUCGACUUGGAUUUUUUUUCUUUGGGAUCUCCCAAACUUGCCAAGAUAGUAGAUAGUAAGUACCUUUGCCUUACUGAUAGCAGUACGUUGUGCCAUGUUGAGCAACACAAGAAAGAGGAGGGGGCUAUAUAAGAAAAGCCGAGGUAGUACCUGGCUUAGUACGCGAUAGGACCUCUUGCUAACAUUCCUCACGUCAAGAUGGCCAAGAACAGAAGAUUCAUCCUGAGUAAGAAGUUCGAAGGGGACCCGAAGCAGACGGACUUCAGCCUUGUCGAAGUGCCCAUUCCGCAAGUCAAGGAUAAGGAAGUUCAUUUUGAAGCAAUAGCCAUAAGCGUUGAUCCAUAUAUGAGGGCACUAGCUCAUUUUGCUGAACCAGGGAUUACUAUGUUUGGAGAAGUUGUCUCAAAAGUUGUUGAGUCCCGCCACCCUGAUUAUAAAGUGGGUGAUUUAGCGGUUGGAUAUUUUGGUUGGCAAACUCAUUAUGUUGGUGUGCCAGAGGAAGUUGACUCGCCAUUUGGUGGUAAAAGGAAACCUUACGUUCUGCCGGACCUUCACGGCCUGCCCCCAUCAUUGGGUCUUGGAAUGCUGGGAAUGCCUGGGAAUUCAGCUUAUUUUGGUUUUACUGAGAUAUGCGAUCCAAAACCUGGAAAAACUCUUGUUAUAAGUGGUGCGGCUGGUGCUGUAGGAUCCCACGUAGGACAGAUUGGAAAAAUUUUAGGUUGCAAGGUCAUUGGUUUUGCUGGUUCUGACGACAAAGUUGCUUACCUUCAAAAAGAAUUAAAAUUUGAUUUUGCUUUUAAUUAUAAGAAAACAAGCGUUUCAGAGGCUUUGAAAAUUGCAGCACCUGAAGGAGUUGAUUACUACUUUGAUAAUGUAGGAGGUACAAUGAGUAGUCAAGUUCUUAGUGCUAUGAAUGAAUUUGGAAGGGCCGCUUUAUGUGGAGCAGUUGCGAUUUAUAACCAAAACCCUGGAGAUCCUCCUUUAGCCCCUGCAGUUCAAUUAACUAUGAUUCUGAAGCAGAUCCGAAUGGAAGGGUUUCUAGUUUUUAGAUGGCUUGACAGAUGGUUUGAAGGAAUUAAUAAAAAUCUUGAGUGGAUAAGAGAGGGAAAGUUAAUCUACAAAGAACAUGCUACAAAAGGCUUUGAGAAAACAGCUCAAGCAUUCAUAGGGAUGAUGAAAGGUGACAAUACUGGGAAAGCAGUCGUGCUUGUAUGAAAAUAUUAAAAAUUGUUUCCUUUAUUCUUCACUAUCAAAAUUAUGUUUCUGAUGAUAUUAUUUUGCCUUAUUGUCAUUUUUAAAAAAUAAAGUAUUCUUACUAACUAGUCAUUCAUUAGAUUUUAAUGAAAUUCUAUUAAUUUUCAUCCUUUUUAGAAACAUUGUUAUAUAUUUUGGAAAAAGGUACUUAUUUAACCAAAUACUUUAAUUCAAAUCAUUGCUUGAGUAGAGAAAUAAAUAUUAUCAUUAGAUAUCCAAUAAAUCAAAUAUGAUAAUUUGUUAUGAAGUUCAAUAAACAAUCUUAUGGAUAUUGUAUUUAAUGUUUUUUUAAUGAUUAAAAUAACUCUACCUAGUUUUUCUUUAACUAUUGAAACGAAUUUGGCUGAAUGUUUACAUUUUGACUGGAUUCAAGUUUAUAAUCUUACUUCCAAUCAUCCUAUAGUACUAUAAACCAGUUAUAAGAAAGAAAAAUGAAAAAUAAUACUUGGGUAACUGAAAACCUACUUUAAAAAGUAAUUCAUAAUCUCCAAAAAUUUCAGCUAUAAAUCUUAAUAUUAAAC